Messenger RNA from Hypanus sabinus (Atlantic stingray), 5584 nucleotides. It is a transcript of the gene ccne1, whose product is annotated as cyclin E1. The record is from RefSeq and is a predicted model, not a curated record. Gene Ontology annotation, biological process: regulation of cyclin-dependent protein serine/threonine kinase activity; G1/S transition of mitotic cell cycle. The transcript is spliced from 12 exons. Gene Ontology annotation, cellular component: cyclin E1-CDK2 complex; centrosome; cytoplasm. NCBI's taxonomy places the organism in Eukaryota, Metazoa, Chordata, Chondrichthyes, Myliobatiformes, Dasyatidae. Gene Ontology annotation, molecular function: cyclin-dependent protein serine/threonine kinase regulator activity. Bases 1386 to 2735 code for a protein of 449 amino acids.
AGAAUCAGAUAAAUCCAGAUAAAAUUAGUUGGAUGGAUAUAUAAAUAAAUACAGUUCAACUUAAAAUGAUGACCUUUUUAUAUCAACUAAUUUCAACCUCUAACUUAAUCAAAGUACUUCCAAAAUCAAAGGCAUUUCAAACAGGAGAUUACAAAUGUAGUGAUGGUUAAAAGUACAUUUAACUGUUUUAGUUAAUCUGUUUGACUUGAACAUGUUAGGUUAUACUUUGCUCAAUACCAUUGAUUUGAAGAAUAUCACUGAAGUUACAAAUAGUUUCUUAAAAUUUCAUCUAUUAGUUCCUUUUACCAUUGUAGUUCUUUAUUAGACAAAAAGUUAUCACUGUCUGGUCUGGAAAACUGAUCCACAGGUAAAAAAGCAUGAACAUUUUUCAUCUAAACCUUGUUUUUAUGGGAUUGUCCAUUAGAUUUUAGGGUGCAUAAGCAAAAAGACCUCAGAAUAAGAGGAAAUUACAUUGUAACUUCUCAAAACACUUGAUGGGCUAGACGCAGAGACAUAAUUUCCUCUAGCUGAGCGGUAAAUAAGAGAUCACAAUCUCAGAAUAAGGGGUAGGUUGUUUUGAACCGAGAUGAAGAGAAAUUCUUCAAGCGAAAAGUUAUGACUCUUGGAAUUUGCAACCCUGAAGCAAUGUGGAUGUGCACUUUUUGAGUUCAUUCGAAACCUAGCUAAAUAGAUUACCGAAUAUUAAAGGAAUGAGGGACAUGGAGAUAAUGUAGGGAAUUGGAAGUAAAGAUGAUCAGUAACUUUAAUAUCCUUGGCAUUAUUCUACUGUACUAGCUAACUAGCACCUGAGUGCCAUUACAAAGAAGACAUGACAGUACCUUUUCUUUCUUAGUUUGAACAGAUUUGGCGUGUCACCUAAAACUUUGACAAACUUCUACAGAUGCACAGUGGAGAGUAUUCUGACUAGUUGCAUCAUGACCUGGUAUGGAAAUACCAAUGCUCAAGGAUGGAAAAGGCUACUAAAAGUGGUGGAUACUGCCCAGUCCAUCAUUGGCAAAGCCCUCUCCACCACUGAGCACAACUUCAAGGAGCGCUGCCACAAGAGAACAGCAUCCAUCCAGGACCCCUACUACCCAGACCAUGCUCUCUUCUCGCUGCUGCCACUGGGAAGGAAAUACAGGACCUCUGGGUCCCACAUCAAAUUCAGAAAUAGUAGUUACUCUUCAACCAUCAGGUUUCUGAACCUGCAUAGAUAACUUCACUCACCUCAACUCUGGACUGAUUCCACAACCGAUGGACCUCACUUUCAAGGACUCGUGCUCUCAGUAUUAUUUAUUUAUUUACUGCACCAUUUCUAUGCAAGUUGAACUGACCAACAUCGAUCUACUUGAAGGUGAAGACACCGAAGAGUGACAGGAACGUUGAUGGCAUCAGAUAAAGUUUGUAAGGAAUCUGAACACCAUGCGGUUUGUGGACAGCAAUCUCCUUCUGAUUCUAUUACAAGGCUACGUCAAGGCCAGCUUUCACCCACACAUCCCACUCCGAAGAUGCCCAGGAAAAGUGAUAGAAUAGAAGAGCAUUCAACAAAGACCGAAAAAACAAGUGAAGUUCUGCGAUCCAGAAAGCGAAAAGCAGAUGUUGCUAUUUGUUUACAAGAUUUGGAUGAAGUUACCGAAGAACUGGCAACGGACCCGUUUAAAGAUAAGGAUUGCUGGAAUAUUAAUAACAACUGUGCAAGUCCUUCCAGAUUCACUUCAUUAUCACACAAAAAUUCAGAUGGCAUGAUUACAUCAUAUUCCACAAGUAAUACACAGUGCAAGUUCAAAAAUGUCUUGGUCACCCCAACUAGAGCUUCACCAUUACCUGUCUUCUGCUGGGCAAAUAGAGAUGAGGUAUGGAAUAUUCUUCUGAAAAAAGAACAGAUGUAUUUGAGAGAUAAAGAUGUUUUACAAAAACAUCCCCUCUUGCAACCGAAGAUGAGGGCUAUUCUUUUGGACUGGUUAAUAGAGGUUUGCGAAGCCUACAAGCUACACAGAGAAACAUUUUAUUUAGCCCAGGACUACUUUGAUAGAUUUAUGGGAACACAGAACAACAUUGUAAAGACACGAUUGCAGCUUAUUGGUAUUUCAUCUUUAUUUAUUGCUGCAAAACUGGAGGAAAUAUACCCACCAAAGUUGCAUCAGUUUGCCUUUAUUACUGAUGGGGCUUGUACAGAAGAAGAAAUUCUCAACAUGGAACUUGUUAUUUUGAAGGCUCUGAAAUGGAGUUUGUGUCCUGUAACCAUUGUGUCUUGGCUCAAUAUCUACAUGCAAGUUGCUUAUUUCAAAGAAAAGUAUGAAGUACUGAUUCCACAAUACCCCCAGGAAAUAUUUGUUCAAGUAAUGGAGCUGUUGGACCUCUGUAUUUUGGAUCUCAAAUGUUUGGAGUUCACAUAUGGAGUCGUAGCAGCUUCAGCUUUGUAUUACUUUUCAUCCUGUGACCUAGUUCACAAAGCAUCAGGCUUUGAGUGGAGUGAAAUAGAAGGAUGUGUAAGAUGGAUGAUUCCAUUCACCAUGGCCUUGAGGGAAACAGGAAACAUAACAAUGAAGAACUUGAAAGGUGUCUGUUCUGAGGAUAUGCACAACAUACAGAUACACUCCAACAGUUUAUCAUUAUUGGAUAAAGCUCACUCUAAACAAGCACUGCUAUUGGAACAAAGCUCACCUCUACCUUCUGGAAUUUUAACUCCACCACACAGCAGCAAGAAACAAGACAACUGGUGUGAGUCCUUGUGAAAUCAAACUGCAACCGUGGUUUAGUGGGUGAAUUUUUCUUUGCUGGAAAUCUUGAAUACAGCUUGAUGCAGUGAAGAUGGGACUUGAUUUGUGUAAUAUUGAAUGCUGACAACAGCCUGGAAUUUUACUUGCAUUCUUCUAAUGGCAUUGUCAUUCUGGAUAUUAAAAGUAUCUACUUGUUUUUAAUACACUUUUAUACCUGUUAUAGCCAAAAACUCCAACCAAAUAAGGAGUACCUUGAGUAAUCCUGAAUGCUGCUAAGGAGGGUGGCUGUCUAAAAUGAACAGUGAGGUCAUAGAUUGAUUUAUAAAAUGUUUAUGAAAUUUAAGCUGCUAUGUUUAUUUUAAAUAAAGGUACAUCUACAUUCUUUGUCCUGUCCCACAUGUAAUGUUAAAAAAGAUGACUGGCUGUGCAGAAGAUGGAACAAGCAGUAGCUCUUAAUGAUCUUCAUGCAACAGAGGGAUAUCAAGUUCUAAAAUUGGGAUGCUGAAGUUUUUUCCUUAAAUCCAGAUGGCAUGUGGUCAUAUGCAGGGUGUUCUAAGAGUAACUGUGAGACAGUAUAAAAUUAUGAAAGUUUGUUGGAAAAGUGUAUUAAUCAGUGGAUAGUUUCAAUCUCAAGACUAAAAAUAAGCAAAGGUAGCUAGAUGAAGUGUUUGAUGAUAGCUUAUUAGAACAGCAUAUGUCACAGCUAAUUAAAGCAAAUAUUAAGACCUGUAAGAUUAAAUAGCCUCAAUGAGAUGGUGCUCCUGGGUGGCAGCAGCAACCAUUUGAAUGUUGUCUUUGAGGGAGAAGAAUGGGUCUAAGAUUUGAGGGCAAUUAGAAGAGUAUGAAAAUAGGGCUAAAGGGAGAUGCAGCAUGCGAGAGGAUUCUUUAAAUGCUGGAUGGAAAGGAGGGACUAAACAGAAUAACCAACAUAAAAGACUUUUUGACUAUUUAUCUUGUACUCCAGUUUUUUUGGAGUUGGAGCCAGGAAAGCCGUGAUUAGAAAAAGUUGACAGAAUGAAUUGAGCAUUUUGUUUUGGUUUUCAAAGAUAAAAGUACCUUUAUAGCUGUUAAUUGAAGAGAAAAUGAGGGAUGCAGAAGGGACUGAAAAUUACAAUCAUCAUACCAAAGUAUUGAAACUGGGGGCCUGGUGAGUCAUUGCUGAGGCCCUUCAUCCCUCAAGACUGAAGUGAAUAGUGAGACAGUUGAUGCAUCAGUUUUAAAACUCCAGAUGUGAGGAAGGUUCUAUCACUUAUCACUAUCACAUAAAGCACUUAUGCAGGAAGAGGAAACUACAGGUGUAGUCCAUACUGGAUUAUGGAGGAAACCCAGAAUCUAUUUUUAAAACAAUGUUCAAUUAAGUUGCAUUUUUGGGGGGGGGGGGAGAGGAGGGGGUUUCUUUAAGGACAUUGGCUCAAAAGCAGUGUAGGUGCAGCCACUGGCUAUUCUAUAGCUAUUUAAGUAUACAGAUACUUAAAAUCCAGGGGCUGAAUGUUGGGUAUUAGUUGCAAAACCCAACUCAUGUUCCUGAUAUAUAUGCUUCAGGAUCAGACUUGAUUAUCACUGAUACAAGCUGUGAAAUUUGCUAUUCUUUCAGCUACCUAAACCUCUAACUAAAUCACCACCAAAAAUUCCUUUCUUUGAAACAUAGUUCAUCUCUCCUUUCCUCAAUUCCUUUAAUGUAUUAAUCUUUAAUCUUCCUUGCUGAUUUAAAUCAAUACUUUAUCCCCAGGUUCUAAUUCUAUUAUUUUAUAAAAACUAUCAAAGCUAAUUACCCAAAUCUGUUAAUUGAAUUGUACCAACCUAUUUAUUAACACUAGCCUAAUCACUGGUCAUUGUAAAUCGUCCUAACUGGACUGGAGGAGAAAACUAGAGUGGCUAAAGGAAACCUGCGUGGUCACAGGAAGAAUAUAUAAACUCCUUCAAAAUGCUUUUGGAACUGAGCUGCGCUCUGAGCUAUAAUAGUAUUGUGCUAACCUCAACUCUACCAUGGGGUCCCUGAUCAAAAUUAACACACUUAAUCUGAUCAUCAUAGUCACUACCUGUCAUUGAAUUGUCUUCAGUUUUAAAUUGACUACAGCAUUCUCCAACACACUGUACAAUCUGCUUAUUCACAUUCAGUUGGAUUUCAGGAUCACUAGGUUCUGGCACCCUGGUCUAAGGAUUUUUCUAAAAGUAGAACUGGAGCUUAGUCAUUUUUGAAUUGAGUUUCACUUUUGCAGAGUUCCUACCAGAUGGACUUGACAGCACUUAGUCCAAAUGCAAAAAGGCUUAAGACAUUUCAAUUAGACACAAAUUAAAUGUAGACAUACACAAAUUCACACAUUGAUGCAUUUUGAAUAAAUAAACUCAUUGAUUUUUACCAUGCUUUAGCUUUCCUUCAGUCUCCAAAUGCACAUUAAGUCUAACUGUUCACCCAAUUCCCAAUGCAAACCCUUAGUCCUAAUGUACUGAAUUUCAGACACAAGUACCUGUAACAUCAAGCAUACUAUUUCGUAUAACAUCAAUAAAUUUGUGUGGAAUAGUUGUUAAUUGUUGUAAUACUCCACACAAAGGAAGAUGAUUUGAAAUUGUUAGAAAGUCAAUCUCUCCAGCCUUAGGACAGCACUGCAGGAUUUGUUCAUGAGAUUUCAUCCAUUUUAGGUACUGAUAUCAUAUUUGAUUCUCACAAUAUACCAGCAAAUGAAGGAAGACCUAUAUGAUAUUCAGGCAAUACUGAUAAGUGGCAGGUAACAUGUCUCCUAUCAAAGUGCCAAAUGUUAAUUAUCUUCAACAAAGCGUGAAUAUUUACUAAUUUUACAUCAAUAUCAACAUUCUGUGAUUCACCUAUCUCAGCCAAAUAAAUAUUCCUACAAAUUUAAACCAGG